Messenger RNA from Dentiscutata heterogama, 750 nucleotides. NCBI's taxonomy places the organism in Eukaryota, Fungi, Glomeromycota, Glomeromycetes, Diversisporales, Gigasporaceae. The record is from the annotation of a GenBank genome assembly.
AUGUCAAAUCCACGUCAAUCUGCUUCUGAAACAACACCAGCCCGCGGUAAUGGCGAUAAUCCAAAUUUAAAACCUGUUAACGUAAAGCUAGUGCUUCUUGGUGAAGCUGCUGUUGGUAAAUCUAGUUUGGUGCUUAGGUUUGUCAAUAAUGAAUUCCAAGAAAAUAAAGAACCAACUAUUGGUGCCGCUUUCUUAACGCAGAAGUGUCGUUUAGAAGAUAAAGUAAUUAAAUUUGAAAUCUGGGAUACCGCUGGUCAGGAAAGAUUUCAUUCUCUGGCUCCAAUGUAUUAUCGAAACGCUCAGGCAGCUGUAGUCGUUUACGAUGUAACAAAGAGUGCCUCGCUUGACAAAGCUAAGUCUUGGGUGAAAGAAUUGCAGCGCCAGGCAAAUCCGAACAUUGUUAUUGCACUUGCAGGCAAUAAAAUAGAUCUCGUUCAUUCUGCUGAGGAGAGUGAAGAAGACCCUGCGGAAAGUGGGAGAGAAAGUAGUGUCAGAGAAAGUGGGAGACAAGUUUCUACUGAGGAGGCUAAAGCUUACGCCCUUGAAACUGGUUUGCUAUUUUUUGAGACUAGUGCAAAAAAUGGUGAUGGUGUGCGGGACAUUUUCGUAGAAAUUGCCAAGAAGAUUCCUCUUGAACAUAUUAUUAGCCGCCCACGUCAAACAAGUAAUAGUAUCAACCCGGGGAUGGGCGGAACGACAGCUAUGAUAGAUACAUGUAUCUCAGACCAAUCUAUUUUAACUUUGUACUAA